Molecule: messenger RNA, 5799 nt
Organism: Drosophila miranda
Lineage: Eukaryota; Metazoa; Arthropoda; Insecta; Diptera; Drosophilidae
Gene: Octalpha2R
Product: alpha-2Db adrenergic receptor
Exons: 3
Coding region: 1-2154 (717 amino acids)
Biological process (GO): adenylate cyclase-activating adrenergic receptor signaling pathway
Cellular component (GO): membrane
Molecular function (GO): G protein-coupled amine receptor activity
Source: RefSeq, a predicted model, not a curated record
AUGGACUACAGCAGGCUGAAUGCCAACAUCAACACGGGCAACAUCAGCACCGACGACUUUCUGGCCGUGUUCACGACCAGCUCCACAGCCGCCACUGGCGGGCCGCCCAAUGGCACGCGAUACCCGGAGAGUGCCACCCUCAAUCCCCCGCUCCUAACCGUCGACGGCCAGCUGACGGUGCCGGGCCUUCUCGACCAGUCCCCAACGGGGUCGGGAGCAGGCUAUAUCAAUGUGAACGACACGAUAUAUCUGCUGAAUGGGAGUUUCUACAAUAGCACCCUACAGCUGGCGGGGAGCUACUACAACCAGAGCGGCGGAGCGGGAAACCUGAGUGGGGGAUAUGGACUCAUGGGUAACGGCAGCAAUAUCACGGAAGUGCACUGGGACGGACGCUAUCCGAGCGGGUACACGCUCACCCACAUAGUGAUUGCCUCGAUCAUUGUGACCAUCCUGAUGAUCAUCAUCGUGGUGGGCAACAUGCUGGUAAUCAUCGCCAUUGCGACGGAGAAGUCGCUGAAGAACAUCCAGAACUGGUUCAUCGCCUCGCUGGCCGUGGCCGACUUCUUUCUGGGCCUCAUCAUAAUGCCCUUCUCGCUGGCAAACGAGCUGAUGGGCUACUGGAUCUUCGGCAGCUGGUGGUGCGACAUUCACUCGGCCAUGGACGUCCUGCUCUGCACCGCCUCGAUCAUGAACCUCUGCCUCAUCUCGCUGGAUCGCUACUGGAGCAUCACCAAGGCCGUCGACUAUCUCAAGUCGCGGACGCCGGCCCGUGCCGCUGUCAUGAUUACGGCGGUGUGGAUUAUGUCGGCACUCAUCUGCAUCCCCCCGCUGCUGGGGUGGAAGGUAAAGAUGCCCGAGGGACCGCUGCCCAAGUGCGAGUUGAGCGAGGACAUCGGCUAUGUGCUGUACUCGGCCCUGGGCUCCUUCUAUAUCCCCAGCUGCAUCAUGGUCUUUGUGUACAUACGAAUUUACUUUGCCGCCAAGGCGCGGGCGCGGCGAGGCAUCAAAAAGCAUCCGCGCAAAACUAACAACGAACAGGUAACGAGCUUCACCACCGCCAACAAGAAAGGAACAAUACCGAUGCCAUCCUCCAGCGCCGCCUCCGCGCUGCAGCUGCACCAGCAGCGACAGAUUGCCACCAUCGAGACACCACCGAACAGUGCCACGCUGCCGAUGCAAAUACCAACGGUAACCAUGGACCUGGCCUCGGACAUAUCCACCUCCGAGGCGGGGGAGCUGGAGGCUGUUGCAGCACAGACAGUGCUCGCCUACUCGGCCAAUCCCAAUUGUAGCGCGAAUGCGAAUGCGGUCACCGUGUCAGGUGGCCAGCUAUGCUCCCCCAGCUCGCCGAAGGAGACGCUUCAGGUCAGCACCAUAGCCACGGGCCGCGUUGGCCUCAAUGUGCCCGUGCCCCCGUCCAUGGGCAGCAACAACUCCAUCAACGCCCUCAACAACAACAAUGGAAGUGUGGAGGCUGCCAACAACGCGGGCGGCGGCGUGGGCGGGGCCAGUGGAGCCGCACUGGGGACCACAGUGACGUCCAGCAACGAGCUGAGAGUGUCGCCGAUCGGCGGACGCUGUCGGGCGCUAUCCGUGGGCGUUGACACGGACAUGGUGAGUGAAUUCGAUCCUUCCAGCUCGGACUCGGGCGUGGUCAGUCGCUGUGCCGUGGUCAAGCCGCUCAAGUUUCGCCUUUGCCAGCCGAUCUUUGGACGCAAAUCGAACCAGCACCGGCGCAACGAAUCCAAGGCAGCUGCCGCCACGGCGUCAUCCAAAAGUCCCACCCCUUCUGCCGCGGCGGUAGCCAAAAACCAGCACCAGCAGCAGGUGGUCAAGGCCGAGCUUGAGCCAGCCAUUCCCAAGACGCCGAAGCCGCGGGAUCCGGAAAAGGAGAAGCGACGGAUCGCCCGCAAGAAGGAGAAGCGGGCCACACUUAUCCUGGGCCUGAUCAUGGGCAGCUUCAUUGCCUGCUGGCUGCCCUUCUUCUUCUUGUACAUCCUGGUGCCGGCCUGUAGUAGCCACUGCAACAUCCCCGAGUCAGCGUUCGCCAUCGCUUUCUGGCUGGGCUACAUGAACUCGGCCCUCAAUCCGGCCAUUUACACCAUCUUCAACAAGGACUUCCGGCGCGCCUUCAGGCGCAUCCUGUUCAAGUGAUGUUUGGCCUACGUGUGCUGUUACAGGUGCGUUUAUGCGAGCAUCGAGAAGGCUACCGAACGUGCCAUGGGCAGCACACCCAUGGGCUAUGGACAUGGCUCGUAUCAGCAUUACAGGCGUUAGAUUUGCUUCGGUUUGGAAACAUCUCAGUCCCGAUCCAUUAACCCCAAUUUCCCGAUGCGUGGGUAUAUUUUUCUUUAAAAAGUAACGAACAUUGUAGCUCAUUUCAAAAGCAAUGAACGGCUGUGAAUUUGAUGGAAUCUCUCAAUUUCAAUUUACGCAUUUUUGGUUUCGUUUCGUUUCUCGAGUACCCUUGAACCCAGCUCCCAGUCCUUCCCCACAAGAGAAGCAGCCCGCAGCCCGCAAUCCGAACACCGAACUCGAACCCAAACACUUUUCACACUCGAAGAGCUCAUAGAAAUGCAUGAGCAGGGCAAACAAGAAUUUCAGCUAAGCAAACAUCUAUUAUGCGGCCUCAAUGGAUGUCGACUGCGGCGUCUAUGGCCAUUCAACAUGAAAUAAUUUCGCAAAUUUCCAUUUGUGGCUGCAUUGGGAAUGGCACAAGUCGCAGCCAGGGCGGUUUGCAGGCUUCAAGUCCGUGAUGGACAGCGGCGCAAUCUGCGAACGUGCUAACAGGCAGGUAACCCAAAUCCAAUGGCCUGCAGACCACCAUUGUGUUGGGUGCCAAUCCUAGCUGAGGUCAACAAGUUAGGUCAAAGGGAUUGCUAUGAUGAUGAUGAUAAUGAUGAUGGUGGCAACAAAUUAAUUUGAUUUCUAUUUAAUAUUUUGGCAAAGGCCUCACGCUGGCUCUCUCUCUCUCUCUGUGAUUCAUGUCGAAAUGCAAUUCUAAUGCCGCAGUUUGGCUGGCGGCCAGAUCAAUAAUUCCAUGUGCACAUAAAUGUAAAGUACUCGUGCGAGUACGAGUACGAGUAUAGUCCUGCGCAGCCGGCACAUAAUUUGUUGUAACAAAGUGAGCGCACACACCGAUACUGGAACACACACGAGUUCAGAGACACCGACAUCGACAUCGGUGCGGAGAUAGAUUCCACAAGGCAGCUGCAGUUUUAUUCAUGCACUCAAAGAUAUAUCACUUGGAGAAAAAUAAACGAAAUAUAUGGAACCACCCCCAAUGCCUAAUGGGCACACACAGAUGCAAAUGUAGCAAUCCCACUACUCACCAUUUUCCCAUCCAUUUCCUACUUUAGCUCUUGGCCAAGGCAUCAGAAAAUGCAUGUGACCGUCCGAGUGGAAUAGACAGCCCGUCAUCCAGUCGGAUGGGCGGACGGACAGACGGAGAGGGAGACCCAUCGUCAAACGAAACACUACAAUGACACGGAGACAGAACCAGGGAAAGAGGCAGCCAGUCAGUCAGUCCGACAGACAGACACCGUUUUUGGCAUAUGGCCCAAAACGGCUCUCCAUUUCGUUUGGCUUGUUUUCCCUGCCAAAGCCAAAGCCAAAAACUGGAAUGGAAUAUCUACAAAACGGGCCCGAAAUCCUCCACAGAUAUUCCAUGUAUAAAUUUUAUGUACAAUUUAUUUUACUUUCUCUGUGAUGUCUUUAUCGCUCAUAUUUCUUGGACACUUUGUGACAAGGAUCAACUAAAUCUUUGUGGCACUUGUAAACUGAAUCUCGCCCAGGCAAUCGUCAAUCCCCGCUACAAGUCUGUAAUCACCGUGUUCUGUGACCAUCAAAUUUAUGGCCGCUUUUAGCAUCUCUUCUCACUUCACAGCUUAUUGGCCCUUUCAACACAUGCCGGCAUGCCUGAUAGAUCAAAUUUAUAGCCUCGGCCUCGGCCAUAGGCUAAGUGCUGGCGGUUUCCUUAGACCUUUUAAAAUUGUUUAAGAGGGCAUAAAUAAUAGCUACGACCGAAAUCUGUCAGCCAGCUGGAGAAUGUGCAUGUGUUUCAUUUGAAUAAAUGGAAAUCGAAGCAAGAACUUUGAUGGUGUUGAAAGACAAACACAUUGAAAGCUCUUGGUCUGGGGCCGAGUGCAUGCUUUUUUAUGGAUCACGUUCUUCCUGCCGCCCUCUCUGUCUGUACUUUUUGGCAUUGUCAGCAAUGUGUGUACAACAACUGCACUCAAAUGACAAUUUGAACAACGACAGCCAGUCCAACAAUGCGAGUAACAGCUACAACAACCAACUAAAUGGUAGAACAAAAACAAAAACGAAAAAAAGGGAGCGUCGGGCACAAGGCGAAAUCGAAAACAAUUGAAAUCGACGGCAAGGCAAACCAGGCAGGACCUGCCACUGGGGGAGGCACAUUAAAAUGCGCGACACACACAUGCUCAACACACUCUUACAGAGCAACACACUCUUACACUCCCACACACCUAUACACACACAGCACUUAACUGCACUUAGGUGCGACAGCCAGAUGAGUGUCGAGCAGCAUUGCACGGACGGCAUUGUUUUGCUCGUCGCACGGAAAGUCAUUUUCACUUAGAGUGUAAAAAUGAACGAUAGCUCUCUGUGACUUGGCCGAAGUCUAGAUACCCUUGCAAUGAAAUUUUGACUAAAAUACUUGGCGAUUGCAUUUCAUUCAAAUUCAUGGAUUUUUUGUACAAACAUUUGUUUUUUUCACCAAACAUAAUACUUUUCUGAUAUAGAAGUCGAAUUUGGUAUUGUUUUCUAAAGUUGUAUAAAUUUAUAUUAAAGUAUUGCCAAUUAUAUUUCCCUACUUCGCCUCUGGUAUGUCCAGAUUAGUAGGUCAGACAUUUAUGCGCUACAAGCAUCUUACCUAAAUUAUAAUAGCCUCUGCAAGGGUGAAUGUAACAUCGUGCCGAGCAUUUUCUGUUUUAGGCCACAUGGCGAAUACGCAACGUUGUCAAUGUCCUUUGUCUUUGCCUCUACUUUUCGGUUGGUUUUUGCGGCCAGAGUUGAAUGGACAUUCAUAAAAUUGCAAUUAAUGUCACAAUUAGCAAUCACCAUAAAUUAAAUGCUCCACAACCGUUUACAAUUUAUUAUUUCAAGGAAUGACAAAAAACAAAGGCACACAAAAAAUGUGAAAAACGGUUUGAAUAAUGCAUAAUCAUUUGCAUUAAUGCCCAUAAUUGAAUUAUACGAUUUGGAAUGCAAAUUAUUCCUCUUCAUAAUUUUGUUUGUUGCUUUAAUUGAAACUCGGCGAUUGUUUUUUUUUUUUUUUUUUGUAUAGAAAGAUCUUCCCAAAUACGUGUAAAUAAUUAAAUGAAGUGUAAAAUAUUUACAAUAAUUAUAUAAAAAUAUUUUCACUUUAUUUUCUGACUUUUUUUGGUGAAAAUCGAAAUUCCUAAACGCCAGAAGCCACAAAUCCGACUACAAAAUGAAAUUUAUUUUGGCAUCAAAUGCGUAAAUUAGAAUUUGCAUUUUCAUUUAUGUCAACAUAUAUUUGAACACCAGUCCGGGCACCAUCCAUAUGCAAUAAGCCAAUUUAAUGCCUGAUUAACUUGGUAUAUUGCAGCACCAACUGGGGAGCGUAGUUGCCCAGGGAUUUUGAGAAGUUUAGAGAGAGAAUGGCGUGGGGUUUUGGUUUUUAAUUGAAAUUUGGUUGCGGUGUUGGUGGCGGUGGUGGUGGUGGCGUUGGUUUUGGCUGGAUCGGCUAGUUCAAAGUAUUGAAACAGUUGAUAAAUAUUUGAUUGUGUAGUUGUCGGAAUUUACUUGCGCGAA